Messenger RNA from Patella vulgata (common limpet), 3396 nucleotides. Its product is annotated as putative N-acetylated-alpha-linked acidic dipeptidase. Gene Ontology annotation, molecular function: carboxypeptidase activity. The record is from RefSeq and is a predicted model, not a curated record. NCBI's taxonomy places the organism in Eukaryota, Metazoa, Mollusca, Gastropoda, Patellidae. The coding region runs from base 312 to 2648 and encodes 778 amino acids. The transcript has 19 exons.
UAAGCCGUACGGUGUUGCGUGUUUAUUAAUAGUUUUAUAUAGAUAGUGGUAUAUUGUUUGCCUUUGUGCUUACAUUUCCUACUAUCGUUACUUACAAAUACUGAAUUAGUACAACAAGACUUGCUGUGUUGUUGAGAGUUGUAUAUUUAACUUAUGUAAUCCAGGACAAAUUUAUAGCUGAGAAAAUUUGUUGUUAUUUUUGAGUACAUGAGGAUCAAUUUAUUAUUAACUGGUAGACAAUCUUCAAUAUCAAGUAAGCAGGAACAGUUUAUAUGUGAAGCGCAGAUACAGAAUACGCAUUAUAAUUUAAAAUGCCGAAGUUUGAUAUGAUGCCGGGUGAGAUAAGAGAAUAUACAACCAGGUCACCAACAAGGAAAUUCUGGAUUAUAGCUAUAAUAAUAGGAAUAGCAGCUUUUAUAAUAGGAAUAUUAAUAGGUAAAUACGCCGCUUGUGAUACGUCAUCUCCACCAGCUGAAGUUCCUGCCACACCAGAAAAAGAUGGCGUCUUCCUCCCCGGAGUUUCAGACGCCAUCAUUAAGGAAGCUGAUCUGUCUGUCAGAGAUUUGUUAUUAAAAAACAUCGACAACAAAAACAUAGAAAAACAUCUAAAGGCUCUGACAGAGAAACCUCAUAUAGCUGGUUCACCAGAAGAUGAAGAUACAUUAGUUAAUUAUAUAAAAGGUUUCUGGGAGAAUGCUGGUUUUGAUGAUGUACAGACAGCAACUUACGAUAUAUUGUUAUCUUAUCCAGAUAAAGACAACCCUAACAUGAUAGAAUUACUUAAUGAAAAUAAUGAAAUUGUUUAUCAAACACCUAUAGAAGAAGAUGUUCUAACUCCAGGCAAAAAUAAUACAGAGGGUAUUCCCCCUUUUAACGCCUACUCCCCUAAAGGCAUUGUUACAGGUCAGUUAGUUUAUGUUAAUUAUGGAAGAGUAGAAGAUUAUAUACAUCUAGAAUCUGUUGGUGUUAAUGUAUCCGGCUGUGUGGCUAUAGCAAGAUAUGGUAAAAUCUUCAGAGGAAGUAAGGUUGAUAUAGCCCAAAGGCAUGGUGUUAUAGGAUUAAUUCUAUAUUCGGACCCUAAAGAUUACACUAUACCAGGUGAAGGAGUUUAUCCUGAUACAUGGUGGUUACCUGGUUCUGGUGCCCAAAGAGGAACCAUUUUUACUGGUCAAGGUGAUCCAUUAACCCCAGGAUAUCCAGCUAUAGGUACAGCAUAUCGAUAUGAAGAAGAUAAAGUUGAACCACCUCUUCCUAAAAUACCAGCACAUCCCAUUGGUUAUACUGAGGCUGAACAGUUACUCGUUAAUUUAACUGGCACUAACGUGACAGAGGAAUGGCAGGGUGGAAUAAAUAUUACUUAUAAAUACGGCCCAGGGUUUAUUAACAACAACUGGAAAGUAAGAAUGAACAUAUCUACUCAAAAUGCACGACGUAACACAACAAAUGUUAUUGGAUUUAUAAAAGGGGCGGUUGAACCAGAUAGAUAUGUUAUAUUUGGUAAUCAUCGUGAUGCCUGGGUGUACGGGGCUAUAGAUCCAUCCAGUGGUACAGCUGUUUUGAUGGAAACUGCUAGAGUCAUGGGUUCUUUGGUUAAAUCAGGUAAAUGGCGACCACGUCGAACUAUUUUGUUCUGUAGCUGGGGCUCGGAAGAAUAUGGCUUGAUAGGAUCUAAUGAAUGGGUAGAGGAAUAUAUGAAAAAUAUUAAAGAAAGGACUUUGGCUUAUCUAAAUAUAGAUAUAUCAGUGGACGGAACAAACACACUUCGUUCUAAAACUACGCCAUUGUUAUACAACGUGAUGUACGAAACUGUAAAGCUGGUUGAAAAUCCUAACGCUACAGAGAUAGCAGCAGGAAGAAAAACAGUUUACGACACGUGGUUAUUAAACAGACCCUGGAACAUAAAUGGUGACAUUUACGGAAAACCAGAAAUGCAAUCUAUGGGUUCAGGAAGUGACUAUGCACCAAUUUUACAAAAAGCUGGAGUGACAUCUGUAGAUUUUAGGUAUACCUACGAUAAGAGCUUGCCUGUUGUGGGAUAUCCACUUUACCAUUCACAAUAUGAAACAUUUUAUGCUAUGAAGAAUCUCAUUGAUGUUGACUUUAAGUAUCAUCAAGCUGUUGCUCGUAUUGGUGCUGAAUUAGCCAGAAAUUUAGCUGACUCCCUUAUCAUUCCACUAAGUGCCUCAGAUUAUGCCUGGGAUCUAGAAAACCUCAGAGUCUCACUAGAUGCAGAAUACGGUUCUUAUUUAAGGGGUAACAUCAGUAAUUAUGACGAUUUAAAAAUGGUUAUUAAAAAAUUUGGUGAAGAGGCAGCCGAUUUUGAAGAAAGAUUAAAGAAUGUCAAUAAAAAUGAUCCAUUAUUAACAAGAGUGGUGAAUGAUCAGUUAAUGUUGUUAGAGAAAUCGUUCUUAGAUCCAGCUGGUUUACCAUCAAGACCUUUGAAAAAACAUAUGAUUAUGGCUGAAAACAAGAAUGAUCAUUACGCUGCCAGUAGUUUUCCUGGGCUUGUAGAUUUACUGUUUGAGAUUGAUAAAUUAGCUGACCCUUCUGCAAGAUGGGACGAGAUCAGACAACAUUUCUCUGUUAUUUUAUUUACUAUCCAAUCAGCUGCUUCUACUCUUCGUGACGUCACCAUGUUCCAUUCAUAACACAAAAUGUUUUAUCCGCUACAAGUUUGAGAAUUAGCCUUGGAAUCUUUAAACCACGAGUCUGUUUCACCAACUUCCAAAUAUGGAAAAGUGUCAAACGAAAAUUACACGAAUUGGGUUUCUUUCUAGACAAGCAAUAAUUGCGGAAAGUAACACUGAUUCAGAUUAAAAAAAAUAUACCAUUUUAUAAAUUGAAUAUACUUUUAAUUAAAAUCUUAAUGACGCCAGAGUAAUGGACAUGGUCAGUUGCAAACCUGCUUUUUAGAAUCUUCUGAAGUUUAAUUCCCCUAUAAUAAUGUAAACUUAUUAGAAUAUAGAUAUUGCUUUAUGCCUGUAUAUAAAUAAUAAAACAUAAUAUUAAGUUUAUUAUUGUUAUUAAUUAAGUUUUAUUACCUGCCAAUCAAAUAGUUUGUAUUGCUACGCGAUUUUUAGUUUAAAUUGAAUUGCUAAAAUUAUGACUCGUUGGCAUACAUAGAACUGUCACUGUGAGAACUCAGUUGAGAUGGAAACUUUAGAUUAAAAUGUAGUGUAAAAAUCAAGGUUUUUAGAUUUUUUUAUUCCUAGAGAGUUUUGAAAUUUAUUAUAAAGGUUUUUUUUUUGUUUAGUUCAUGUAGUAUAAUUAUUAUAUAUUAAUGUUGAUGAUUAUGAUUAUGUUUUUGAUUAUAUAUAGAUGAACUAUAAAUAAAUGUAUGGUGAUGUAAAACUUGUAUUUUAAAUCUGAUAAUAAAUUAUGUAUUUUUGUAGAUAA